Messenger RNA from Cygnus atratus (black swan), 2754 nucleotides. Its product is annotated as synapsin-3-like. The record is from RefSeq and is a predicted model, not a curated record. The transcript is spliced from 7 exons. The coding region runs from base 56 to 994 and encodes 312 amino acids. Gene Ontology annotation, molecular function: ATP binding. Gene Ontology annotation, cellular component: synaptic vesicle membrane; synaptic vesicle. NCBI's taxonomy places the organism in Eukaryota, Metazoa, Chordata, Aves, Anseriformes, Anatidae. Gene Ontology annotation, biological process: neurotransmitter secretion.
UGCUGGAUUUUCGGCAAUCAAGGUCAAAGUUGAGAACCAGCACGACUUCCGGGACAUGGCGAGCAUCGUAGCCAUGGCAAGAACCUACGCCACCUCCGAGCCAUUCAUCGACUCCAAGUAUGACAUCCGAAUCCAGAAAAUCGGCAACAAUUACAAGGCUUACAUGAGGACAUCUAUCUCUGGAAACUGGAAGGCAAACACAGGCUCUGCGAUGCUGGAACAGAUUGCAAUGACAGAGAGGUACAGACUCUGGGCGGAUGCCUGUGCGGAAAUGUUUGGAGGUCUCGAUAUUUGUGCUGUCAAAGCUGUCCACAGCAAAGAUGGAAAAGACUAUAUCAUUGAGGUGAUGGACAGCUCGAUGCCCCUGAUUGGGGAGCAUGUGGAAGAGGACAGACAGCUUAUAGCCGAUCUGGUUGUUUCCAAAAUGACUCAGCUUGUCACCGCUGCUGGAUCUACCCCAUCACCGCUGAGGCCUUGGCCCCCACAAGCUCAGCCUCAGUCAGUGAAAACUCAGCCUGGACCUCAGCUCGCACAACUGUCUCAGCCGCGGCCUCCUCCACAAGGUGGGCCACGCCAGCCUCAGGCGUCUCAGCCUCCACGGACAAACGCACCUCCACAGCAACGGCUCUCUCCUCAAGGACAGCAGCCCCAAAGUCCCCUGUCCACUUCACCUCAGCAGCAAAGGUCACCUGGAUCUCCACAGCAAGUCCGAUCAGCAACUGGGUCCUCUCCAGUCCAGGCUUCCAAGGCAGGCAUGUUCCCACCACAGCAGCCCAGACCCCCUGCUCAAGGCCGGGCUCCUAGCCAGCCAAGCCCCACUGAAACAUCCAAGCAGCAAGCCAACCCACACCCGCAUCUGAACAAGUCGCAGUCCCUGACAAACACCUUCAGCGUAUCUGAAUCAUCUCAGCGGGGAAACCCCAACGAAGAUGAAGCAAAAGCUGAGACCAUCCGCAACCUGAGGAAAUCAUUUGCUAGCCUGUUUUCUGAUUAACAACCCUGCAGCUGGAUCUGUGCUUUGGUCAGCCUUCACUCUUCAUAUACCCAAUGUCAUCCUGGAAUAUACUCAGUGGCACCCAGCAAUUUACAGCUAAUACCUGGGUAAAAGGAAUUUAGAAAACGACAGUUGUUUUAAUACAAAGAAAAUAUUCUAAUAACGGCCUGAAAAGUGACUGUAUAAAAGUGGCACUAUUUCAUUGUUUUUUGUGCAUAAUCAGAAUCAUGUAUGUUCAAAUGACUGAGUUGUAAAUCAAAUUUUACUCCUGCUAACCCCUGUGUAGUCAACAGUUAUUACAGUGCAAACUAGAUUUUAAUGUAGUCCAUACAAUUGCUAACUUCCAAUUACAGAAUCCUUGUUGAGGCUAAGAUAAAAGAAAACACAGGCUUAUUUCAGAAACAGAUGUGCAAAGACAGAAGCACAUAUUCAUUGACUGAUAAAGUGAGCAUGCCUGAGCAUGGAAACACAGUGAACCGUGGAACUUCAUGAUACCAACUUUACUAAAAGUCAGUUUUCCGAGAAAAAUUACACAUUCAAGUUAAAUACAGUACCAGGCAUCGGUAAACACCGAAGAUCACAUGAGCAGGUCAUCCAGAUGAACUGCUGGUUUGUUCCAGAUCACUCUGCUCAUAGCAGUUAAAACGUCUGUUUCAUGCCUUGCAUUUAAGUCCCCAGCACGUGAUUCCUGAGUUCUGAGAGAAAAACGUCAUGUUCUAACCCUGUAGCCUUAGCUCAAAAAUAACCUGAGAAAUGGGCCUUCCACAAGAAAAAAUCGGGGGAAAAAAACACUUCUUUUCCCUGCCCUUGGAAACACUCUAGAGCUCAUAUCCACAGUUCACACAAAUUUCAGACAAAACCCAGCUAAACUCCAAGCACUUUGGUGACUUGGUCACAUCUGGCUAAGGGUAUCCCCCAGGAACACGGUUAAUUAAUAGCAGAGCUGAUGAAGUGCACACACUUGUGUGCUGAGUGUUCCAUAAUACAGAUUGGACAGAGAGAUGGAGUGAAAUCCUGUCUUGCUCCUCGAACUCCCAUUGACUGGGGCGAGUGCAAAAUGAAUCAAGGUGACAGACCUGUGAUAGAACAGGAAAACUGUCAUUUCGAAAUAAGAUGAGCUGGGCUCCAUCCAGAGACACCAAGCAAUGGGAAGGCACGUAAGCAAUUGCCCCAAGCAGGUAACAAUCUUCCAGAGAAGACAGAGAGAGAUCUUUGCUGGCUGUGGUUUUCCUCAAGUUUUGUCAAGUACUUGAGUCACAAAUCAUGCAUGCAGCUUGAAGGCCAGACUUCUGGCUUUAUGCUUUCCUUUGCAACUUCACAUCAGUUGCUCUUAGGAAUACCAAGGGAGGAAGGGAGGUCAGUAAGCUAAAAAUGUUCGAGUCAAUGGCACAGAUUUUUGCUAUCACUUGAAGAGAGAGGUCCUCAAGUCAGCAAAAACAACAGCAAUAGUUGCCAUUUUGGAUCUCAUGAUUCACUGGUGGGAAUGAAGCCAAACAAACUAUUCCUUCCUGCACAGCACCUGUAACGAACAUCUAGAUCCAAUGCAGUCACCUGGACCUAGCACGACCAACCCCUGAGCAGGCCUGUACAUAUGUAAUAGCUUUUGUGACCUGUGCACUUUCAGGCAAGUAACUGCAUAGCUUUUCCAGCUUGGAAGGCUCUCGAGAGACUCAUCUGGACCAAUAAUUUAUACCUCACAUUUCGAAUUAAAGAAUCACCCUAUCCCCUAAUGAUUUAUCUUUUUUUUUUUUUCAGCUCUA